Hydractinia symbiolongicarpus is the source of this 1665-nucleotide messenger RNA. Its product is annotated as peptidyl-prolyl cis-trans isomerase B-like. The coding region runs from base 495 to 1511 and encodes 338 amino acids. Gene Ontology annotation, molecular function: peptidyl-prolyl cis-trans isomerase activity. The transcript is spliced from 4 exons. The record is from RefSeq and is a predicted model, not a curated record. Gene Ontology annotation, biological process: protein folding; protein peptidyl-prolyl isomerization. Gene Ontology annotation, cellular component: intracellular membrane-bounded organelle. NCBI's taxonomy places the organism in Eukaryota, Metazoa, Cnidaria, Hydrozoa, Anthoathecata, Hydractiniidae.
AUUUUUUGCCGACUUUUUUUUGUCCAUUUUUUUUUACUAAUAAGAUACAACAACCGAAUCAUUAUUCGGUUACCACAACCAAAUGAAACACGAACGAAGAACGACUUAUCACGACCGAAGAAUUCACACAACCGAAUAAUAAACUUUCACGACCAAAGUAUGAUUUACAAAAUAAUUCGUCGCCAUUUUCGAACGUUUGUUCGAAUGUUAAUGCAGAAGCUUCUGAACUCGCAUAUUUGGGUAUGAUCGAAUGUUCAAACUGUGGCAUUCACUUUACAGGUGCCGAAAACACACAUUCAGUACCAAAACAAUAAAGCUGCCAUUUUUAAUUUUGAAUUUCACAUUCUUUUACCCGGUCUCUUUAAACUUGAAUCCACUAAAAAAUAAACAGAGGAUCUGGUACCGAAGUUUUUAUUAAUACCGAUUUAGCUUGCGACUUUAAAAGAAACAGAAUGGUGUGUUAAAGAGGAAAAAAACGUUAUGAGAACAUAAACAUGCGGCCUGAAAGUUUUAUUUUUAUUAUUAUAAGUACAAUUAACGUUAUAUACUGUCAGUUUGAUGGGAAUCCAUUUGGCGGUGGUUUGAAUCCUCGAUUUGGAGGGGCAGCAUCAAGCCAAUUAGAGAGUUCUCUCAGUGAGCAGAAUUCUAACAUUGGCAUUGGUGCAGCAGGAAUCCCAGAACAUGUCUCAGACAGUAGCUCUAGCAGUAAUUUAGACGCCAAUGGCGAUUUACUGAAUCAAGUCAAUUCACAAGAUAGUGGACUGGCAAAGAGUUUACAAGAGGGACAAGAUGACGUUUCUGUGAGGGAAUUACUCAAAUCAUUCCAAAUGGACGAUACAAAGGGGAAUUUCCUACAUCACGGCGAACAUGGGGAUUACGGGGAAGCCCAGGGUUCUUACCAGGAGCGUGGUCUUGAAAAUCCAGAAGCAAGACAACAACCGACUUCUUUUAACUCACCUAUUGACUUGGUGACAAAGGAAGUGGAACUUGACAUCACUGUCGGCGACAGACCACUCGGAAAAAUCAUUAUUGGGCUUUUUGGGAACACAGUACCGAAGACCGUAACUAAUUUUGUAGCACUUGCUGAUCAUUCGGAGGGAUUUGGAUUUCGUGGAAGCAUUUUCCAUCGUGUCAUCAAAGAUUUUAUGAUACAAGGUGGAGACAUCACUCGCGGAGAUGGAACAGGCGGAAGAAGUAUUUACGGAGAUAAAUUUCCAGACGAAAACUUUUCAGUGAAAAUGAAUGGACCAGGGUGGGCGUGUAUGGCUAAUGCGGGAAAAGAUACGAACGACUCGCAGUUCUUUAUAACAACGGCUGAUACGAGUUGGCUAAACGGAAAACACGUCUGCUUUGGUAAAGUUCUGCAAGGAAUGGAUGUCGUCAACGCCAUUCAAAACACGCCCAAACAACCAGGCGGCGAUAAACCUGUGGAAGACGUCAAAAUUGCAUACAGUAAAAGCAUAUUCGUCAGUCAACCUUUUGAUGCUGGUCCGCAACCUGCUACGAUUUAAACAUCUCGAUUUUCGGGAGAAAAUAGCUUGUCCCCAGGACUUGUUGGGCAGCCUAACAAGUCCUGGAGAUGAGGUUAAAUAUUUGUAUUAUAUUAUAAACAUUUUGAUAACAAUUAGAUACACAAAUUUUAAAAAAUGUCGUGUCUUUAUUGUA